Molecule: messenger RNA, 600 nt
Organism: Procambarus clarkii (red swamp crayfish)
Lineage: Eukaryota; Metazoa; Arthropoda; Malacostraca; Decapoda; Cambaridae
Source: RefSeq, a predicted model, not a curated record
AUGCUGGUGAUUCCCCCGGAGGCCGACCCCAGUGCCACCCCGGAGGCCGACCCCAGUGCCUCCCCCGGAGGCCGACCCCAGUGCCGCCCCCGGAGGCCGACCCCAGUGCCACCCCCGGAGGCCGACCCCAGUGCCGCCCCCGGAGGCCGACCCCAGUGCCACCCCCGGAGGCCGACCCCAGUGCCACCCCCGGAGGCCGACCCCAGUGCCACCCCCGGAGGCCGACCCCAGUGCCGCCCCCGGAGGCCGACCCCAGUGCCACCCCCGGAGGCCGACCCCAGUGCCGCCCCCGAGGCCGACCCCAGUGCCGCCCCCGGAGGCCGACCCCAGUGCCACCCCCGGAGGCCGACCCCAGUGCCACCCCCGGAGGCCGACCCCAGUGCCGCCCCCGGAGGCCGACCCCAGUGCCGCCCCCGGAGGCCGACCCCAGUGCCGCCCCCGGAGGCCGACCCCAGUGCCACCCCGUGCCCAACAGCUCUUGCUGUAAGAGACAGCAAGAGACAGCAAGAGCUGUCUCUUAAAGCUCUUGCUGUAAGAGACAGCAAGAGACAGCAAGAGACUUAUUAUAUAAAUAACAUGCUUGCUGCACAGAAUAAAUGA